GGGUUGCGCAAACUGUCAAUGGCCGACGCUCCAUAAAGUUAUUCAACCAAAGCAUCCAUCUUCCAAUACAGGCCUCGCCACAACGAACAAGCAACUUUUCGACGCUCGUGAACGCCCAGCGAUAUUGUCGAGGGCGCCCAGAACACAUUAUGACACCUUGGUAUAGUUGACACAAAUCGAUCACUGCUCUUUUUGGCUUCCGGCAUACUUUAGGCUGCUAGGCGCAUUCCAUCUACCCUCCCCAGCCAAGUUGCGAAGAUGAGCGAUCUCGACAGGGCGAUUGCUCAACUGCGAGCAUGCCGGCCGAUUCCCGAAGCAGAGGUGCGCGAGCUUUGCCACAAGGCCAGGGAGCUGCUGAUUGAGGAGGGGAAUGUCGUCACAGUCACUGCGCCUGUCACGAUAUGCGGAGAUAUCCAUGGGCAGUUCCACGACCUCAUGGAACUGUUUCGUGUGGGUGGCGACGUCCCCGACACAAACUAUCUCUUCAUGGGCGACUUUGUCGACCGCGGGUUCUACUCGCUCGAGUCCUUCCUACUCCUCCUCUGCCUCAAGGUGCGGUACCCAGACCGGAUGACGCUCAUCCGGGGCAACCACGAGUCUCGACAGAUCACGACCGUGUACGGGUUCUACGACGAGUGCCUCCGCAAGUACGGCAGCGCCAACGUUUGGCGCUACUGCUGCGACGUGUUCGACUACCUCGCGCUGGGUGCCAUCGUGUUGGGCGCGUCUAACACGCUCUCGCCCAGCGGCGACGGUGAGGCGCAGGGGAGCGAGGAGGACAUCGAGAUCGAGGUCUGCAACGCCGACGGGCAGAUCAUGUCGCAGUUCCCGCGCCAGCCACGGGGUGCCGGCAACAGCAUCAACAGACAGCCGCCCAGGGGGAGGAGUCCGAACGGCCCGACUAGAUUGCCCACAAACACGGGCCCUCCUGGUUCUGGGGCGUCGGGCUCGAGCGGCGGGUCGAUAGGCAACCCUGCAGGCGCCGUGUUGUGCGUGCACGGCGGGCUGAGUCCGCUGAUAGACAUGGUGGACAAGAUUCGGCUGCUCGAUCGCAAGCAAGAGGUGCCGCACGAAGGCGCCAUGUGCGACCUCUUAUGGUCCGACCCGGACGAGAUCGACGGCUGGGGCCUAUCGCCGCGCGGGGCGGGCUUCUUGUUCGGCGCCGAUAUAGUCAAGGUGUUCAAUUACAAGAACGACCUCAGCCUGAUCGCGCGCGCCCACCAGCUCGUCAUGGAGGGUUUUAAGGAAAUGUUUGACACGAGCAUCGUGACGGUGUGGUCAGCGCCCAACUACUGCUACCGCUGCGGCAACGUGGCGGCCCUGCUUGAGCUGUCCGAGGACGAGGGCGGCCUGGGAAUCUUUGCCCGCAGCAACGGCGACGUAAACCGCAGCGACGGCGGCCUGAUCGGCGGCGGCAGCGGCGUGCCUGGGAGCGGCCCGCGCGGCGUGCUUAUGGAGAACGACCUCGCCAGCCUGAAGCCAGGCCCGGCAAGGCGCUACCGCGUCUUCCAGGCGGCGCCGCAGGAUUCAAGGGGCAUGCCGGCUAAAAAACCGGUGGCCGACUACUUUUUGUAA
Lasiosphaeria miniovina is the source of this 1575-nucleotide messenger RNA. Its product is annotated as putative serine/threonine protein phosphatase. Gene Ontology annotation, cellular component: nucleus; cytoplasm. The coding region runs from base 259 to 1575 and encodes 438 amino acids. Lineage: Eukaryota; Fungi; Ascomycota; Sordariomycetes; Sordariales; Lasiosphaeriaceae. The transcript has 5 exons. Gene Ontology annotation, biological process: double-strand break repair via homologous recombination. Gene Ontology annotation, molecular function: protein serine/threonine phosphatase activity. The record is from RefSeq and is a predicted model, not a curated record.